Molecule: messenger RNA, 1074 nt
Organism: Miscanthus lutarioriparius
Lineage: Eukaryota; Viridiplantae; Streptophyta; Magnoliopsida; Poales; Poaceae
Source: the annotation of a GenBank genome assembly
AUGGCGAGUGAGCACCACCAGUUCGAGAUUGCGGGUACCCAGCUGAGACAGCUCGGCUGGAGGGCUCAUUGUCCUGGCAACUCUGACUCUUCGUGGUCUACCAGCAUAGAAGGCCAUAACUGGCUAUGCACAUACUCCACUGAUUCCACUUCUGGUACAGUGUCCUUCACCCUCAGUGGUCACCCUAACCCUGACUGCGAAGUCCUUGAUGAGCCUAUUAACGCAUGGUUCAAGUUUAGCCUACUCGACCGAGAAGGCUGGCCGGUGCCUUCCAGGACCCGAGCCAGCUCGUUCCAGAACUGGAGGAUCCAGCAGAACUGGGAGUGGGAGUGUCCCGGCUUCAUCACCAGGGACGAUGUGGAGCGGCAGGAGUACCUUAACAAGGACGGCUGCUUCACCGUCCGGUGCGACCUCGCCAUCAAGCCGUUCACGGCCAAGGCCGACGCAUUCGUCACGGUGCCCCCGUCCGACCUCCACCAGCACCUCGGCGACCUGCUGGCACGCAAGGACGGCGCCGACGUCACCUUCCAGGUCGCGGGCGGCGAGACGUUCUCUGCGCACCGGUGCGUGCUCGCGGCGCGGUCGCCGGUCUUCAGAGCGCAGCUCUUUGGCGAGAUGAAGGACAGCAAGAGCACAGGCGACGGCGGCGUCAUACCAAUCGACGACAUGGAAGCACAGGUGUUCAGCUCCCUGCUGGCCUUCAUCUACACCGACUCGUUGCCACCGGAGACCGAUGGCACGCCGAGCAGGCAGCAGCACGGUGACGACGACGAAGCAAUGGUGCAGUAUCAGCAUCUUCUUGCCGCUGCUGACAGGUACGGCCUCGAGAGGAUGAAGCUGGUUUGCCAGGACAAACUGUGCAAGCACAUACGUGCAGACUCCGUGGCGACGAUGUUGGUUUUAGCUGAUCGACACCAUUGCCCUGGGCUCAAGGAGGCGUGCUUUCAUUUCCUCACUUCUAGUGCCAACCUUGACUCCUUCACUGACACGGAUGGCUUUGAGGUGCUCAACGCUAGCUGCCCUGCUGUUCUCAAGGAGCUACUGACCAAGCUUGCCUGCGUUUUGAUCUUUUGA